Molecule: messenger RNA, 1001 nt
Organism: Exophiala mesophila
Lineage: Eukaryota; Fungi; Ascomycota; Eurotiomycetes; Chaetothyriales; Herpotrichiellaceae
Exons: 5
Coding region: 144-908 (254 amino acids)
Molecular function (GO): oxidoreductase activity, acting on the CH-OH group of donors, NAD or NADP as acceptor
Source: RefSeq, a predicted model, not a curated record
GAACUGUGCUUAUUCCCGCCAAUCAUCCAUGAUUAGAAGUUUUACCAACUAUUAUGAUACAUUGUGAGGGAGAGAAAAUUUCUAGACCAAGUUUCCAUUAUUGCAUUGCUGAGAAGACAACGUGAUCCUCGCACGUGACUUUCAUGAUGAGCCGAUUCUCUUUGAAAGGCCGGACUGCUCUGGUAACAGGAGGUGCACGUGGAUGUGGGCUCGCAUUCGCCCAAGGCCUUGCAGAGGCUGGUGCUGAUGUAGCCAUUUUCGACGUUAUUGAUCCUGUUGAAGCCUACUACGAGAUUGAGAAGACGUAUGGCGUGAAAACAAAGUACUACAGAGUCGAUGUCAGCAGCAAAGAAAGCCUGGAAGAAGGAUUUGCAUCUUUCAAGGCAGAUUUCGGGGCCAAGCUUGACAUAUGUGUUCCUUGUGCAGGUAUCAAUCGCAACCUGGGCUUCUUGGAGACUUCGUUUGAGGAACAUCAGAAGUUGAUCGGCGUGAACGUUAUGGGUGUCUAUCAUACGGCUCAACUUGCUGCAAAACAGAUGAUUGAGAACGGCACCAAGUGUGGCAGCAUCAUCCUUGUGGCCAGCAUUGCCAGUUACAUGGCCAUCAGAAGUCAACUGUCCACAGCUUACUGUGGCACAAAAGGCGCCGUGAGAGCCAUGUGCCCAGCAAUCGCCGCUGAGAUGCAUCAAUAUGGUAUUCGAGUCAACUCGAUUUCUCCAGGUUAUGUCCGAACAGAAAUGACUGCUCCAUUUCCCCAUUUGCUGGAGAGUUGGAAGGACGAGAUCAUGAACCAUAGAGUCGCAGAACCCGAUGAUAUUAGGGGUGCGUGUGUGUUUCUCGCAAGCGAUGCAAGUUCAUAUAUGACCGGGCAAGAUGUUUGCGUCGACGGAGGUGUGACCAAAUGGUAAUUGCACAGGGAAGGCACAUAUAAUCCUUGAUUUUGUAUAGAUUUUCAAGAUUAGAAUGAAGAUAUGACGACCUUUCUAUGGUCUUUAUAACAA